AUGGAUUUGCUGGCUCCCAUCCACCCUUAUCCAGCCAGUGCUGAUGCAGUAUGUUGGUGGCGCAACGACGAUGGUAUUUUUACAGUAAAAAGUGUCUAUUCGGUCAUUCGGGAUCGCGAUUUGGAGGUGGCGGUUGACAAUAAGGUAGUAGCUUUUUUGAACAAGUUCUGGAAAUCUCACGUGCCUUCGAAAAUCAAAGUGUUUGGUUGGCGGGUUUUGCAUAAUAGAUUACCAUCCAAAGACCAAUUAGUCAAGAGGGGUAUUAUUAACAAUUCGCAAGACAAAUGGUGCGUGUUAUGUAUGGAAGAAGUAAAAGAUCUCAACCACCUGCUAUUCAAAUGUGGAGUUUCUUUAAAGGUAUGGAGUGGCAUUUUUGCUUGGCUGGGUUUACAAAAUAUGCUUUUACUGGAUGGUGUUUAUCACCUAGAACAAUUAUGUUUAGCUCUAAAAGGGAGGGUCAAUAAGAAGAAGUUAUGUAAUAUAUGGUUGGCAACAGUUUGGACUAUUUGGAAUACGAGUAACAAAAUCAUAUUCAACGAAGGCGUCCUUGCAAUAGACGACGUUACUACAAAUAUCAAAGUGACAUCGUGGAUUUGGCAAGCGAUUGGUUCGUCAGGGGAAAAGGUUUCGCCAUUUUAUAACUGGUACCAAGCUCCCUUGAUUUCGAUCAAUGUUGUAUAA
Vicia villosa (hairy vetch) is the source of this 681-nucleotide messenger RNA. RefSeq lists its product as uncharacterized. Bases 1 to 681 code for a protein of 226 amino acids. The record is from RefSeq and is a predicted model, not a curated record. The transcript has a single exon. Lineage: Eukaryota; Viridiplantae; Streptophyta; Magnoliopsida; Fabales; Fabaceae.